Molecule: messenger RNA, 1347 nt
Organism: Aspergillus melleus
Lineage: Eukaryota; Fungi; Ascomycota; Eurotiomycetes; Eurotiales; Aspergillaceae
Exons: 2
Coding region: 1-1347 (448 amino acids)
Source: RefSeq, a predicted model, not a curated record
AUGGGCGAUUCAACUCCAACGGAUGCAGUUCAAACGAUGGCUGUGACUCCCAGCAUACCAGACACAAGCACCACUUCUGUUUAUUCUGAUCUCGGUGCCGAAUCUACGAAUCUGAAUGCUGUUAGCGCCAAUACAGCAAGCCUCAGUCUUGGGCCUGCUGCGUCCACCAGCACCCUCAACAACGGCCCUUCUUGGUCAACCCAGUCUUCGUCUUUGACCUCUGAGCCUGGCAGUGUUUCAACAUCUAUAACCAGCCUCUCGCGCUCUCCAUCCUUCACCCACCCAACGACGUCGAGCCUGCAGGAGUCCUCGAUUACCACCUCUACCAGCAGUGCAAGCAUCCCCACUACACACCAUGCUAGUAGCGGGAUCAGUGAAGGUGGUCUUGCAGGAGCUAUCGUAGGCUCUAUUGCCGGCACAUUUCUUCUUACGCUCCUAGGCGCUAUCCUACUCUUUCGUCGUAGGAGAAACAGGAAGUCUCACGCAGAGACGAAUGGAGGGAGGACGACGACCUCCCAGAUCUAUGUUCAACCAACUCACUCAUCACUUUCGUCCGCGAAGAAAGCAGGAAUGACUGCUCAGUCGGUCCCGGUCGGGGCGCAAUACUUGGACAUGUCGUGUUAUGUCCCACAACCGCCAGAUGACGACACGACGGCCUUGCGCAUCCAAACACUCUUCGACCGAGCCAGUCUUCAUAUAGACAAUUACUACUCGGCAGGCUCCCCCAGAAGUCGCUUGUCACAAGGAGGAGUAGCCCCCUCGAGCAUUGAACACUAUAACUCCGAUUUCUUGCCUAGCCGAUUGACUGUCAUGCUCUCGAAACCACGCGCUGGAGGAGCCGUCCUAACGCAUGUUUUGGUCCGAGCCCUUCUGCAGGGGAUAGAGCCAGGUCGGCAAACCAGGUGCCUGCUCCCGACGCCGUACGCGUCCGGUCUGUCAGUAAAUAUGGACAACGAUGACACCAGCCCCAUAUUCGCCUGGCGCAUGCUCACAGCGUACCUCCACCGGAUAGAACGUCCAGCUCAAAACCAACCGGCAUUGACCCCCCCAGAGGACGUGAUCGAAUUGCUCGCCGAACGAUUCUCAACCACAUUUGUCUCGUAUAGCGACCCGCAGUUCUCCGAUUCCGACCGCCUGGCACACCUGAUCAGCGUUUUCCGAGCAGCGUCAGACCUGGGAAUUUGGCUGUUCUCUCAUCCGUGUGUUUUUGAUUACCGGUGGGAUACAGAUUCAAUUUCUUCGGACCAGGUGGUUCUUUUUCCGGCGGUGUUUAAGGUGUCUGAUGAGUUUGGUCGGCGGUUGUCGGCGCCUCAGAAGUUAGUAGAGAGAAAGGUGGCGCGUGUAUAA